CUCCACACUUGGGAUGUUGUGCAGAUAUGUUCAAUUCACUAGUCUCUACUCGAGCACUCUACUCGUAGAGACUGGCAGGAAAGAUUAAUUCGAGCGGGAGCUGGACCGAUUCAAAGUUGGUAUGGGGAACCGGGCCAGCAGCGAAUACUAGAGUACAAAACAUCUUGGCAUUAUUCUUUCCGAUUAGGAGGCUAAUACGCAUAUCACUGCCGCAUCAGGAGACGAUGAAUUAGCACAAAUGGCCGAUUUGUAAUUAGUUCCCGGAACCGUCCCACCCUCUGAUCCAAUGCCGCAAGGGGGCGGGAGUAGGGUUGCGCAUCGGUAUACCGAACUCGUGCACCCCCCCAACCUUUGCGGGGUCCACCGACUGCGAGCACCGCAUCGAGCAUGACAUGUCGUAGACUAUCGUAUGAGGUGGGGUCCCCUUGUUCAAGCGCAGAGGUCAGGCCUUUGUCCACUAGGGGUCCAAGUUUAUCGGCGAUAUGCUCGACGCACCAUCCUUUCGGCCAUCCACACUCCGCUCUUCUACGGUACUCGUACAUAUCCGAUGGAUAUCAUAUCAUAGUUCAGCACACCCUAUUACACGCUGGAAUGCCCCAUGCGCAAUUAUCGGGGACAGGCAUGAUCUGUAUGGAACCCCGGUCUCAUGACUUCUAGAACGUUACGCCCGGACUUUUUCAUAUUCGCAUGUGAGAAGCCCCUCUCCCACUUCCUCAUCCCCCGCCAGUAUUCAGCUAUGAGGGAACUCGAGCAGGGCGCAAGGCAGAACGAAAUCGAAGGAAAAAAGAGUCGACGACCUUCGAGCGAUGUUUUCAACACCAGGACGAUACUGUGCAACUCCUGGAAGGGAAAACGGACUGAAAAAUGAAAACGUUCUCAUCAGAUGCAUGGCCAGAGAGCCCAGGAUUUCCGUGCAUACCAACAUCACGUCACGACAAUACGAGUGUUAGACUACUCGAGUAUGAUAUGCCCCGGCCGUUCCAGAUGCCCUCAUGCGUGCCACCUUCCCCCUCCUCACCCUCCCACACCCACUCACGCACAGUUAUUAUCGUUUUCUUGAGAAGGGAUUUUUCCCUAGUGCGGGUACUCGAGUACUGGUACUGUACCGGUAUUAGGAGGAUGCAGUGUGCGGCAGUCUAGGUCCUGUUGAUCACGAAUCGAAUUCCACAGCUCCUCAAUCACAUGAAAGGGAAAAACAGCCAUGUCAAGUAGGUAACCUUGACCACAUGCGAAAUCCGUAGUAGAAAAAUAAUCGCAGACCCAACCACCCCCACAAUUUACCGUCGUUUCCAACUCCGUCGCCGUUCUUGAGUCGCAGAUUUUAUCAGGGUUUUUUUUAUCCAUUCCAUUUUGGCCUUUGGUAUCAUAGCUUGAAAAGCCCCAAAAAGUGUUCGGGGUCUUGGCUGCUCCCCCGCGGCGGCUUGGCGCCAAGCCCAAGGGGUGAUCAUGAGGAUUCAAAGAUUGAGGUUGGAGUUGCGACAGCUGUAUUAUAGUGAGAAUCGCAAUUUCCCCCCGCAGUACCGCUACCCCUGCCAAGACUGGCUAUCCGAGUAUCUUUCUGGGUUUUGUGGGUUUGAUGUGUUGGAUGGACAGUGAAUUGGGAGGUGGAGAUACAUGUUGGGAUGGGCGGGAUUGUAUCAUACGCAUUCGAUUCAUUCCUCACUGCUCGGUUCGGACGCCCGGGUCUGGUCGAGGAGAGUUUUCUUGGCGAUCGGGUUGUGGGUUUUGUUUUUUCUUUUCUUUUGCAUCUUGUGGGUAAGAGGAGGGGUGAAGCUUUCUUUUUCCUUCUUCCCUAGACUACCGGUACUUGUCUCGAAGCAUGUGAAGAGUCUGUCCCACCAAUCCUCUCUUCCCGGGUGUGAUGUCGGCGGGGGGGGGGAAUAUUAGAAUCAUCAAAACAACACUUGGA
This is a messenger RNA of Tuber melanosporum (Perigord truffle), 1909 nucleotides long. RefSeq lists its product as uncharacterized. The transcript is spliced from 5 exons. Bases 865 to 1140 code for a protein of 91 amino acids. Lineage: Eukaryota; Fungi; Ascomycota; Pezizomycetes; Pezizales; Tuberaceae. The record is from RefSeq and is a predicted model, not a curated record.